GAGUAAGUGCAUAGGGCUCAACACCGGUGAGAGGCGCGGACACAAAUCUCAAUGACUUAAAACAGUGGUGUCGUUUUUCCUCCCCCCCAAGACCUUUUGUUAUAUCUACAGCCAUUCUCUUAUGUUUAUAAUGAGAGGAUGGCUAAGAGGCGAGACGCCGACGAAGGACAGCUGAUUGCCACCGCGUACCAGCAAGACCACGACGAUGCACCGACUCCCGAAGGCGUAGGCAUGGAAGGUGGCGAUCGGGAUGACGAGCUGUCUCUGGAGGAGAUAUUGAUGCUGUACGGUCAACCGAUCAACGAGGAGCAGGCAUGGGCAGUUUGUUACCAGUGCUGCAGGUCACUUACACGCGGACACCGGCGAAGACUUUCCAAAUCCGACAGAGAGGUGGAUUAUGCGAGAAGAAUUGAGGGACCAGGGGAUGUCCGAAUUCGCAAAGACGGGACUGUUAGGUUGCAAACCCAGGAUGGGCAAGAUAAAUACAGCUCUCCUUGCACAUCGGUAGAGGUGAUCGAGUCCCUGGGCAUCAUGAUCUACAAGGCGCUGGACUACGGGCUGAAGGAGAACGAGGAGAGGGAGCUGAGCCCGCCCCUGGAGCAGCUCAUCGACCUCAUGACCAACAUGGCCGAGUCGGAGAGCGACGGCUGCCCCGACGAGGGCUACGAGGCCACCGAGGAGGAAGACGAGGAGGAGGACGGCGACGACGACCCCGCCGGCGCGUGCAACGUCCGCGGCUACCGGGACAUCCUCAAGCUGUGCACCUCCCACCUCCCCAGCCCCUCGGACGUGCCGAGCCACUACCAGGCCGUGUGCCGCGCCCUCUACGCCGAGACCAAGGAGCUCCGCACCUUCCUGGAAAAGAUCAAGAGCGCCAAAGAGAACCUGCGGAGGAUGGAAGGGGAAAGCCCAGAAGAGCCAGUGAGAGACCUGAACGAGCUGCAGAACGCUGACUGGGCUCGGUUCUGGGUGCAGGUGAUGAGGGACCUGCGGAAUGGAGUGAAGCUGAAGAAGGUCCAGGAGCGGCAAUAUGACCCCCUGCCCUUUGAGUACCAGCUCACGCCCUACGAAAUGCUGAUGGAUGACAUCCGCUCUAAGCGUUACAAGCUGCGCAAGGUCAUGGUGAACGGAGACAUCCCGCCCAGGUUAAAGAAGAGUGCCCAUGAGGUCAUCCUGGAGUUCAUCCGGUCCCGACCUCCUCUUAAUCCUGUCUCUGCCCGCAAGCUGAAGCCCCACCCCCCGCGGCCACGCAGCCUGCACGAGCGAAUUCUGGAGGAGAUCAAAGCAGAGAGGAAGCUGAGGCCCGUGUCCCCUGAGGAGAUCCGCAGGAGCCGGCUCGUAAUUCGACCGCUUAGCAUGUCUCAAAGCUUUGACUUGUCAGGGUCUGGCAAAAGCAUCAGCACGCCCCAGGAUUUGUAUUGUGGGAGAGGUGUGUACACUCCCGAAGCCCCCAAGAAGCGGCCAAUCAGCACGCUGGCUCUGGCCAAUGGGACGGCGCAAGGUCAGGCCCAGCGGAAUGGAACGGGAGGGGCACAGGCGCUGUCUCAGAGGAAGAGGCUGCUGAAGGCCCCCACCCUGGCUGAACUGAACAGCUCCGACUCGGACGAGGAAUCCACAUGUAUGUCGGCCAGCAGCUCCAGCAUGUCCACAUCGCUGAUGGAUGACACUUCCCCAGAGUCCGUCAUUGGCAAGAAGACCCCGCCCAUGUUCCUGCCCAUCUCCUCCACGCCGCAGCCGGAGAAGCGGCAGGUGUACCAGAGGAGGCACUCCAUCGAGAAGGAGACCCCCACCAGCGUCCGGCAGUUCGCGCCCCCAUCCCGCCAGAGCUCCAGGUCUCUGGUUGCCGUGGAGCCCAGCCCCAAGGCGGAGGAGUUCUGUUACCCAGUGGAGUGUCUGGCGCUCACGGUGGAGGAGGUGAUGCACAUCAGACAGGUUCUGGUCAAAGCCGAGCUGGAGAAGUUCCAGCAGUACCGCGACGUGUACAACGCACUCAAGAAAGGAAAGCUGUGUUUCUCCUGCCGCACAAAGAGGUUCUCCUUCUUCACCUGGUCCUACACCUGCCAAUUCUGUAAAAGGCCUGUAUGCUCACAGUGCUGUAAAAAGAUGAGACUGCCCUCUAAGCCCUUUGCCAACCUGCCCAUCUACUCCCUGGGUUCUGGCACUCUCCCUAGGGAGGAGGACACGUCCAGGGCGGACACGCCCUCCAAAAGCCCCCACCACCUGCAGAGGACAGGCUCCAGGGUGUCCAGGCAGGGGGAGCGCCCGUGCCGGGAGGAGGGCGAGCUCCCCAGGGAGCUUACGGAGGAUUGGAGCGCCAUGGACGUGUGCGUGGACUGCAAGAAGUUCAUCUCCGAGAUCAUCUCCUCCAGCAAGCGCAGCCUGGCCACCAAGCGCGCGCGCCUAAAGCGCAAGACGCAGUCCUUCAACGCGUCCUCGCCCGACACGCCCAGCUACCAGCCGUCCGAGCGGACCAUCAAAGAGGUGUAGACCCCCCCACCCUGCCCCGGUGCCUUCUCCGUCCC
This is a messenger RNA of Megalops cyprinoides (Indo-Pacific tarpon), 2522 nucleotides long. RefSeq names its product spire-type actin nucleation factor 1a (gene spire1a). The coding region runs from base 139 to 2487 and encodes 782 amino acids. Lineage: Eukaryota; Metazoa; Chordata; Actinopteri; Elopiformes; Megalopidae. The record is from RefSeq and is a predicted model, not a curated record. Gene Ontology annotation, biological process: cleavage furrow formation; intracellular transport; Golgi vesicle transport. Gene Ontology annotation, molecular function: actin binding. Gene Ontology annotation, cellular component: cell cortex; cytoplasmic vesicle membrane. The transcript has 19 exons.